AUGUUCGUCUUGGAUAUUCGACAUGUGGCUGCAACACUUCUUCAUCCACGCUAUAGAUCAUUGAAGAGAUUUCCCGACCACAUAAAAGGUCAAUGUUACCGGUAUGUUCGCCGACAGAUUAAACAUUUACAAGACAGAAUAAAUUUGGAAGAUUUCCACAGCAAAUCAUCAGAACCUGAAGCAAAGAGAUUCAAAAAAAAUUCAAAUCUAUUCAGUAGAUUCGAGUCUGAUGAUGAUGUUGAAGAUGAUCAAAAACAGUAUCACAGCAGUUCAAGAAGCGAUGAAUACGAUUUUGAUAUUAAAAAGAUUGACGAAUUGGAUAGAUACUUACUGAUCGACAUCGACAAGAAUGCGCAUACUGGUGAUCCUUUAGUCUUUUGGAAAAGUUACAGAAAUCAAUUCCCGUUUCUUUCUCAAUAUGCUCGCUCUGUUUUGUCGAUUCCUGCUAUAACUACUAAUGUUGAGAGAGAAUUUUCCACAGCUGGAUGGCUUAUUAAUCAAAGAAGAACAAGUUUAAAACCAACUGAGAUUGACAAAAUUCUUUUCAUCAGAUCGAUGGAAAAACAAUUGAAAAACAAUUGA
Molecule: messenger RNA, 582 nt
Organism: Adineta ricciae
Lineage: Eukaryota; Metazoa; Rotifera; Eurotatoria; Adinetida; Adinetidae
Source: the annotation of a GenBank genome assembly